Chilo suppressalis (striped riceborer) is the source of this 2168-nucleotide messenger RNA. Lineage: Eukaryota; Metazoa; Arthropoda; Insecta; Lepidoptera; Crambidae. The record is from the annotation of a GenBank genome assembly.
CUUUUCAAACGUCAAAAACAUGCUGCUCGAAUUGUCAAAUAACGGCAUCCAAUAAUUAGCUCUAUUACUAUAGGGUUAAAGUACUUUUUUCAAUAAUGUAGAUUAAAAAAAGUUGAUGUGUUUAUUGGUAUUUACGUGCAGUUUGUUUAAUUUUUCGAGUCGUUUUUAUUGCUUUUAAACAAAUAAACAAUGUCAAAUAAUGAAGACGGUCCUCAGCCACCGGUGAAGCGAUAUAGAAGAGAGGAGAAAUCUUCGGAAUCCGAAGAAGACGUAGAUAAUUACGAACCCUAUGUUCCUGUUAAAGAAAGGAAGAAACAAAAGUUGUUGAAGCUAGGGAGACUGGGCCAGUUGGCCGCUGAGGCAUCCGCAGAACAGAAGAGCUCCAGUGACAACGACCCGGAUGAUGAAACGUCACAAGAGGAAUGGGGUCGUCGUUACAACGUAUCUCUAUUGGACCAGCACAGCGAGCUCAAGAGGCUGGCCGAAGCCAGGGCGUUGUCGGCUGCGGAGCGGCAGGCUCGCGAGGAGCAGCACAUCUUGGAGAGUGUGGCGCAGAGUAAAGCGCUGAUGGGUGUGGCAGAGUUGGCUAAAGGUAUUCAAUACGAAGACCCUAUAAAGACCUCGUGGCGUCCGCCGCGCUGCAUACUAGACUUACCGGAGGAAAGACAUGAGAGAGUGAGACAGGAACUGCGAAUAUUAGUGGAGGGGGAGGAUGUUCCGCCGCCUAUUAAGACGUUCCAGCACAUGAAGUUCCCUAAAGGUAUCUUGAGAGGUCUGGAAGCUAAGGGCAUUAAACAACCAACUCCGAUCCAAGUUCAAGGCAUGCCAGCAGUUCUGGGCGGGCGGGACAUGAUCGGUAUAGCCUUCACCGGGUCAGGGAAGACGUUGGUCUUCACUUUACCCCUGCUGAUGUUUUGUCUGGAACAGGAAACCAAGAUGCCUUUUAUUAGGAACGAAGGUCCUUACGGCCUUAUAAUAUGCCCUUCCCGCGAGUUGGCCAAACAGACCCAUGACAUCAUCCAACAUUUCGUCAAACAUUUGAAGAUGAGCGGCGCUCCGGAACUAAGGAGUUGUCUGGCCAUUGGAGGUGUCGCCGUGUCCGAAUGUAUGGAAGUCGUACAAAGAGGGGUCCAUAUAAUGGUGGCCACUCCGGGCAGACUUAUGGAUAUGCUGGACAAGAAAAUGGUGCGUUUAAACGUCUGCCGCUAUCUAUGCAUGGACGAAGCGGAUCGUAUGAUCGACAUGGGUUUCGAAGAGGACGUGAGAACUAUAUUCUCUUACUUCGCCGGCCAACGGCAGACUUUGCUGUUCAGCGCUACCAUGCCUAGGAAGAUACAGAACUUUGCAAGGUCAGCACUCGUAAUGCCCGUGACAGUGAACGUGGGUCGCGCUGGCGCCGCCUCACUCAACGUGCGACAAGAGUUGGAGCCCGUGAAGGCUGAAGCUCGCACCGUCCAUCUCCUACAAUGUCUACAGAAGACACCACCACCUGUUCUGGUGUUCGCUGAAAGAAAACAAGAUGUGGACGCCAUACAUGAGUACUUGCUGCUUAAAGGUGUGGAAGCAGUUGCCAUCCACGGUGGUAAAGACCAGGAGGAGAGGUCCAGAGCCGUGGAAGCCUUCAGGAGAGGAGAGAAGGAUGUACUGGUAGCCACUGAUGUAGCUAGCAAAGGCUUGGAUUUCCCCAACAUCCAGCACGUAAUUAACUACGAUAUGCCGGAAGACAUCGAAAACUACGUUCAUCGUAUCGGUCGUACGGGGCGCGCCGAUACAGGGGGCGUGGCGACAACCCUACUGGGCAGGGCUGCCGACACCAGCGUGCUGAGGGACCUGGCGCAUCUGCUUACCGAGGCGGGCCAGAAGGUCCCGUCGUUCCUGCUGGACAUGAUAGGGGAGCCCGACGUGCCCCAGGCCGACGGGCAGGGCUGCUCCUACUGCGGCGGGCUGGGGCACCGGAUCACAGAAUGUCCCAAAUUGGAGGCUGUGCAAAACAAGCAAGCAUCGAAUAUUGGACGCAGAGACUAUUUGGCGAACACAGCUGCCGAUUAUUAAAGGACAAUCAUAUACUAAAGAAGAAGAAGAAGCAGAGUCGACUUAGUCGACUUCAAGCACGAACUUAGACAGUACCCUUAGCACGAACCAAUAUAAAUAAAUAUUUCCAACACUCA